Prosopis cineraria is the source of this 396-nucleotide messenger RNA. RefSeq lists its product as uncharacterized. Lineage: Eukaryota; Viridiplantae; Streptophyta; Magnoliopsida; Fabales; Fabaceae. Gene Ontology annotation, biological process: mRNA processing. The record is from RefSeq and is a predicted model, not a curated record. The coding region runs from base 1 to 396 and encodes 131 amino acids. The transcript has a single exon.
AUGGCUUCGGCGCUCCCGAAGCUGCUCACUAGAUCUUCGGUCACCAGAAUCGUCUCUGCAUUUCAGCUUCACAAUUCGUAUGCACCAACUUUCUUGGAGCCCCUUGCUUCUCGUCCUUCCCCAUUGGUUGGGAUCAAUCCAGAAUUUCACCAACCCGCCACUCUAAAUCCAGGAAAAGAGCACCCCGCCUUGUCCACUGUUAUUUUUCCAAGCUUCCCAUUUGGGUUUCCUGUAAAUCCCGUUUCUUCAACUGGGUGUUGUUCGACUGAGAGCGUGGAUGCGGAGAUGGAUGAUUCACGGACAAUGUGGGCAGACAGUGUGAAGAAGAAGAGGAAAAAGAAGAUGAACAAGCACAAAUACCAGAAACUAAGAAAGCGGAUGCGCCGACAACAUUAG